AUGUCUCAACAAACAAACGACCCCCACUCUGUUGAAUUCCCGCCGGAUUGGUCAUUUGGAAGCAGUACAACAUCAAGCCCUGAAAAGGCACCUAAAUUACAAGCAAUUGGUGAGCUUACAUCCAAUGAAACAAGUGGGAGUCCUGCUUCCCCAAUAAAAACAACUUCCAAUACACCCGGCGAAAGCAACUCACUAAUUAAUUAUAGUAUGGUGGAUCCGGGGUCGAAGUCCAAUGAUUUUCCAACUGAUGAAAAUUCGCAUUUACAGAAAUUAGAAGAAAAUAAAAAUCCAUCUGAAAGAAACAACAUAAAAAUCAAUUUGGAUGCUAGUGGUGAUGAAAAAACCAAUUUGGAAGAUGAAAACGGCGAGGAAGAAGAUUCAACAGAAAACCAAUAUGGAAUUAUUAGUCCACAAAUUUACAGUCAAUCCGAUGAUAAUGCGGUUAUUCAAAACGACGAAAAUCCAGAGGAGGAAGAUGAAGUCGAAGAAAAUCCAGAGGAGGAAGAUGAAGUCAAAGAAAUUCCAGCAGAAUUCAAUCAAAAAUUUUGGAAUGGUAAACCAGAAUAUGUACCGACUAAACAACAGGAGAUUGAGAUGAACCACCAAGGUUCUGAUGAAGAUGAAUUACAGGUUGAUGAUUUUAAUAAAAGUAUUUUCAAGCCUGUCGAAAAACCAGAUGAUGAUACCGAAGAAAUACAUUAG
Molecule: messenger RNA, 702 nt
Organism: Trichomonas vaginalis G3
Lineage: Eukaryota; Parabasalia; Trichomonadida; Trichomonadidae
Exons: 1
Coding region: 1-702 (233 amino acids)
Source: RefSeq, a predicted model, not a curated record